AUGGGCAAGAGCAAGAUGGACGCGGCGGCCGCGGCCCGCAUCUGCAAGGCUCGCGGUGAGAAGGACCCCUUCGCCCAGCGCGCUGCCGCCGCAGCCCAGCGUAACAGCCUGGGCGCAGCCCUCAGCGGCAGCGAAAACGUCGUUGGCAUCGGCGGGGACGGCAGCAGAAAUGCCGGCAACGUCGGUGGCAGUGGAACAACCAGCAAGGCUUUGGCUGUUGGACGGCGCUGA
This is a messenger RNA of Thermochaetoides thermophila DSM 1495, 231 nucleotides long. RefSeq lists its product as uncharacterized. Bases 1 to 231 code for a protein of 76 amino acids. The record is from RefSeq and is a predicted model, not a curated record. NCBI's taxonomy places the organism in Eukaryota, Fungi, Ascomycota, Sordariomycetes, Sordariales, Chaetomiaceae. The transcript has 2 exons.